Molecule: messenger RNA, 453 nt
Organism: Ctenocephalides felis (cat flea)
Lineage: Eukaryota; Metazoa; Arthropoda; Insecta; Siphonaptera; Pulicidae
Product: caveolin-3-like
Exons: 3
Coding region: 1-453 (150 amino acids)
Biological process (GO): caveola assembly
Cellular component (GO): caveola
Molecular function (GO): molecular adaptor activity
Source: RefSeq, a predicted model, not a curated record
AUGCGGGAAGGAUCGAGGAGUCAAAUAAUGGAUCUGGAAGAUCGAGACCCAAAUAAUCUAAACCAACAUUUGCAGGUUGUGUGGGAUGACGUGAUAGGUGAGCCCGAGGGCGUGCGCAGUCCUGAGUGUGCCUGGAGACUGACCGAGCAGUGCUUCAAAGUUUCGAAGAACUGCUGCUAUGUCUUCUUGACCGUACUAUUUGCGCCUGUGGCCGGUCUAUGUCUCGGCUGCGGUUUCGCCUGCUUGGCCUUUCAGCACAUAUGGUGCGUGGCACCAUGCCUAAGAGUGUGGAAGAUCAGCUGCGGCGCCUGCAGGAUAAUCUGCGCCUCCUGCGCCCAGGCGGUCGUAGCUCCCUGCACGGAAGCUCUCGGCUACUUCUGGUCGAAGGUCAAAGUGCGACAUCACACGUUGCCGGAUGGACCGGAUCACGUCCAGGACGUACUUAUUCUAUAA